UCUUUGUUUCUUAUGAAAGACUAAGCAAAUUAUUGAUGAAGCAGCUGUUCUGCUCGGCACGUAAUGAUCAGCAAUCCCAACCUUGCCAAUGUCUCCCUCUAGAAAUCUUACUCGGUGCACAAGUUUGGUUAGAUAAUCACUUGAGAGCAAAAAUUCCUAUUGGCAAACCGUGUCGCAUGCGUUCUAGUACUUGGAAGAAGCCUCCACCUGGGUGGCUAAGUGUUUGCUUAGAUGGAGCUUUUGAUCCUAACACGAUGUCAGGUGGUGUAGGGAUUGUGGUAAGAGAUUGGCAUGGUAAUUUUCAUUCCGGGACAGCCUGCAGUAUUGCUCAAGUUUCAUCUCCAGCGCAUAUUGAAGCCAUUGCAGGGCUUAUGGCUUGCCGCCUUGUGCUUGAUCAUGGUCUCUUCCCUGUCAAGUUUGAGACAGAGUCACUUCAGUUGGUGCAGGCAGCCUCAUCUCCGUCGUCAUCUCAUCUGCGACUAAGACCUAUUUAUGAAGAUAUUGAAAACUUGUUUGUGCAAUUACCAGGUUGUUCCUUCACUCACACCGCUCGUGAAUGUAAUGAAGCUGCUAAAGAGUUGGCUCUUUGGGCAUUAGAGACUCAACCUUGUGAUGCUUAUUUUUCUUCAACUCCGCCUGUUCUCGAGGAAGUUAUCGCUGCGGGUCGAUUGUAACACAAUUCUCGUUUGUUGGAAAAUGAAUAACUAUAUUAGAAUAAAUUAUCUUCGUUUCGUUUUCCGCUGCUCUUCCUUGUUCUUGUUUUAAGUUCGAGUAAAAACGUAAUCUUUAUUUUAGGUGUCGAAAUCUUUGUUCCGGUUGCUAACAUCCUAACGAGUUUACAGCCGAAGCACAUAUUGCACAGAUUUUUUUUUACUAAAUAUAU
Molecule: messenger RNA, 883 nt
Organism: Argentina anserina (silverweed cinquefoil)
Lineage: Eukaryota; Viridiplantae; Streptophyta; Magnoliopsida; Rosales; Rosaceae
Exons: 2
Coding region: 36-674 (212 amino acids)
Molecular function (GO): nucleic acid binding; RNA-DNA hybrid ribonuclease activity
Source: RefSeq, a predicted model, not a curated record